Molecule: messenger RNA, 1701 nt
Organism: Akanthomyces muscarius
Lineage: Eukaryota; Fungi; Ascomycota; Sordariomycetes; Hypocreales; Cordycipitaceae
Exons: 1
Coding region: 1-1701 (566 amino acids)
Biological process (GO): lipid catabolic process
Molecular function (GO): triacylglycerol lipase activity
Source: RefSeq, a predicted model, not a curated record
AUGCGGGUUGCGCGGAGAUGCGUUGUAUAUGUAGCGGGGCCGGCCAUGGUUCGUCCACGAACCAUUGAGAUGUUCAUGACGCAAAGAAUGCCCACAAUAAAGCAAAAGAGCGCCCAACUUGAUAAAACUCUCCGUUGCCCAUGUUCCACUGUUGAUCUCCGUUUGUCCCUCAAUAACCUCAACACACCUCGUCGUGCCCGUAUUGCUUGUGAAGCUACCCCUGCCCGUCACCCCACGAUGCGCCGACUUACACGCCUCGCCGCCUUCCUCGGCCUCUUGCCGCUGGCCGCCCUCGCCGAGCAAGUCGCCAACUUCAACAUCUCCCAGCAAGCCGCCUUGGCGCACGACUGCGGCGCCACAUGCCAGGCGCGCCUCAACCUCACCAUCCCCGCCGACCAGGCCGCCGUCGGGCUCGACUUUGACGUGGACUUUUACGCCACCGCCGCCAACUUUUCCGCAGCCUCCUCCCGGCCCGGCGACGUGCUCAAGCUGCAGCCCGUGGACCCUUCCGCGCUGCGGCUCGACGGCGGCGCCACCACGUACCGCUUCCAGUACGUGUCCGUCGACGCCGACGGCAGCGCGGUGCCGGUGACGGCCUUUGUCGCGUUCCCCUUUACGCCGCACAUCCCGGCCGAGGGCGACGGCGAGGCCCCGGCCAAGUACCGCCUCGCGGCGUUUGCGCACGGCACGAUUGGCAUCUUCCGCGGGUGCGCGCCGUCCAACAGCGACGUGCUCUACGACUACGGCACCUGGCAGCCCGUCCUGCAGCGCGGGUACGCCGUCGUCGCGACCGACUACGCGGGGCUGGGCAACAACGCCACGUCCCACAAGUACCUCUACCUGCCGGCGCACGCCAGCGACGUGUACUACUCGGUCGUGGCUGCGAGGAAGCUCUUUGGCGGGCGCCUGACGGACGAGUGGGUGAGCUUCGGCCACUCGCAGGGCGGCGGCGCCGCGUGGAAGCUCGCCGAGAGCAGCUACGUGCGCAACGACACGGCGUAUCUGGGCACCGUGGCCGUGGCGCCGGCCACGUACGCCGCGGACCAAAUCUACGAGGCGGCUUCUGACAGCAGCGGCGGUAGCAACAGUAGCAGUGGUGCCAAGGGCGCCGGCGUCGGCUUCCUCCCGCUGAUCCCCACGGCUGUGAAGCGCAUCAUCCCGUCCUACAACGAGACCAUCCUCGCGCCUGCCCUCAAGAAACGCGUCGCCAUGGUCGAGGACGCGCAGCUCUGUCUCGAGGGCGUCCUCGGGCUGACGCUCGACCUCGACCUCGCGCAGAUUGUGUCCCUGCCCGGCGCGCUGCACGACCGCCCGACGCUGCUGCGCUGGCAAAACAUGUCGGCCCCCGCGCAGGGGGACGCCUCGCCGGCGCCGAUCCUGGUGGUGCAGGGGCAGCGCGACACGGCGGUGCGGUGGCAGACGACGGUGGACGCGUGGGAGCGCGCGUGCGGCGCGGGCAACGAGGUGCAUCUGAGGCUGUUCCCGACCCAGGGGCACCGGCCGAGCCUGUCGGCGGGUUCGCCCGAGUGGCUGGCCUGGAUGGAUGGGCUGUUUGAGAAGAAAAAAACAUUGGGUGGAAAAGCGGCGUGUAGGAAAAAGUGCACAAAGUAUACGAGGGAGCCGUUUGAUGCACAGUAUGUGAGGGCGCCGACGGAUGUGGAUCUGAAGCCGUAUUUGGGACCACUGGCCAACGCCAUGUGA